Magallana angulata is the source of this 3948-nucleotide messenger RNA. Its product is annotated as fibrinogen-like protein 1. The record is from RefSeq and is a predicted model, not a curated record. Lineage: Eukaryota; Metazoa; Mollusca; Bivalvia; Ostreida; Ostreidae. The coding region runs from base 191 to 1324 and encodes 377 amino acids. The transcript has 4 exons.
UUUCAGUACGGAAGACGAUAUAGAAUCAGAUUAAACCUUUGUAGAUAUUAACUGUUGUCUUGUGAGAGUAGCUUCAAUAACUCGGGUUUUCUUUGUUGGAUCUUCUUUUAAAAUAUCAAACAUUUAAAUUCAAACAUUAAUAUUACAACUGUGUGGGGUUUUGCGACUUGAAAAUAUUGACGCAGAUCUGAUGGAUAAGUCUGCGAUGGGUAGAUUAUUUAGAAUUUUGAUCUGGACUUUCUUGCUUGCAUCAAUGUAUGGACAGGUGUUGUUUGAUGACAUGGGAGAUCGACAGAGGUCUGCAGACUUGGCGUUAUACUUCAUGAGAACCGAAUUUCAGCAAUUUAGUCAAAAUAUUGAAAGAAUGGUGAUGAAAAAAAUUGAGAGAGUCGCAAACAUCAUCGAGGUAAAGAUCAGCAAAAUGGAAACAAAAAACAAUGAGUGUUUCACUACGAUACACAAAGAACAACGACUAUUAAGUCAGAAAAUUGAGUAUCUUGUGACCAAUUUGUCUACGAAUUUUGAGAAAAUCAAUGAUCAAAUGACCACAAUUCACACUGAGCAUCGACUCUUUAGGCCGAAAAUGAUUUCUGUUGCAACCAAAGUCGAUACUUUGUUAUACAAUUGUAAAAAAAAUAAUUUGGAGGAAAGAGAGAAUGUCCUUAACGACAUGAGAAAUGGUUCCGACUGUGCUAACAUUUUGGAAAAUUAUCCAGACACCAGAUUGAGGGAUGGUGUGUAUAAUAUCAUGGUUUCAAAUAAAACAAAGGCUGUGUACUGUGAUAUGACCACUGACAAUGGAGGAUGGACGGUAAUUCAGCGGAGAGUAAAUGGAUCGGUGGACUUUAACCGUAACUGGGCAGAUUACAAGAACGGAUUUGGAUUUGCUGAACACGAGCAUUGGAUAGGAAAUGACAUGCUUCACAUGCUGACGUCACUGAAGCCCCAGGAACUGCGAGUUGACAUGGAGAGAUUUAAUGGAGAGAAGGCCUAUGCUGUUUACUCUAAUUUUUCUGUCGGGGACGAGGCCAGUAAAUAUCAGCUUCAGGUGAAUGGAUACAGUGGGACUGCAGGGGAUGGUCUGAAUUACAACACUAACAUGAAGUUUUCUACACGAGACCAGGAUAAUGAUGAGUGUGACUGUGACUGUGCCAAUGAAAGGAGAUCGGCAUGGUGGUUCGAUUACUGUGCCUACACCAACCCUAAUGGACUGUACACAGACUCUGAGAAAACUGGUAGUACCUACUACAUUAUGUGGUCCAAAUGGAGAAACUCGUACAUGUCUCUAAAAACGAUGCAGUUGAUGAUUCGUCCUCGAGCCUGACAUCAUGAUUUAACGUUCACAUGUUUAUAAAGCCAUUAACUAUAUAUAUAGUGGCUUUAUUCCUCCAUAUGCAAGAUAAAUUAUGUUAAUUAUGUCAGCAUGUAAGAAAAUUAUGUCUUCAUCCAAGAUAAUUAUGUCUACAUGCAAGAUAACUAUGUUGACAAAUCAUUUAAGAUAAUCUAAUAAUAAUAAUGGUAAAAUCAAUCACUAAUGCUGGUAUGUGACAUCAUAGAUAAGGAUGCAACAUAAUUUUGCAACAUGCGACUUAUUAGUGUUGACAUGGAAGAUGAUUAUCUAGAUAUACAACAUAUUUAUGUCGACAUGCGACUUAUUUAUUUCAGCUGACGACUUAUUUAACAUGCAAGAUAUUUAUUUUGACGUGCGAGAUAAUUAUAGUGACAUGCCACUUAUUUAUGUCAACAUGGUAGUUAAUAAUGUUAACAUGAAAGAUAUCCAUGUCAACAUGCAAGUUAUCUCGCAUGUUGUUAUAAAUAACUUGCAUGUAAACAUAAUUAUCCCAGAUGUUGACAUAAAUAUCACCCAUGUAACAUAAUUAACUCACAUUUGGACAUAAAUAUGUACCAUGCCAACAUAAUUAUCUUCCAAGUUGACAUAAAUAUCUUAUGUUACAAAAGGUUCAAAAUGGUGAUACAUCUUUAUUCCAUUUACUUACAUAUACAUUAUUAUUUAAUAUAUCAUUUAAGAGUUUGUAGUUAAAUUCUGCUAUUCUUUUCUCAUACAUACUCUUUAUUUUGUACACAUAUAUACAUUUUUCCAUAUAUAUAUAAUCAUUCCUCAGUGUUGAAUAUUCGCUUCCAUUUAUUUUCUUGAACCGAUUUUUGAAAUUUAUAUCAAUGAAUAUUGAGUAGUAAAAAUUGUUUUUGUAGAUCUUCUUUGUUAUAGAUGUUGUAACAUGAUUUUUAAAAAUAACAUGUACAUCAUGCAUGUUGACGUAAUUUAUCUGGCUUGUAGGGGCAAAAAUAUAUCGCCAUAAUAAACAACUAUAUCUCUUUCUCUCUGUCUCUGUCCGUCUCUCUUUCCCUCCCAAUCUCUCUCUUUUUCUGUGUUUAUUUGUUUACUUUUAUGUUUAUCGCAAAUCUAGUUUAAACAUAUUUUGUCGAAUAAAUUCAAUAAGGAUUGGACACUGGGAUAGCCUAUCCCUGUAUAAGCAGAUUAUAAGUACAGAUGUACUGUACUUAGUAUGUUUACAUCAUAACAUUCACACGUGUUGUAGUUGAUUAACAGAAACUUUUCCAGAGAUAUGAUCAAUCAUACCAAAAUGUGUUCACUAUAAAAAAGUAAACAACAGUAAAUAUAUUAACCUUUAAUCAACUGUUCAAGCUUGUUGUUAAUAAUUCAUUAGAUGUAUAUUCUGCUCCACUUAUCAAAUUCGAACAUAUUGUAGCGUUAAAUCAUUAAGUUCCCUGUUCAUUGACAAUAUUGGGUUCUGUUAUAUCAUCAUGCAUGUUUACAGCUGUUUAAGCUUAAAAUGUAUAACUUGGUCUGUCUUUUCUUUUAGUUUUAAUAAUAUUUUGCUCUAUUUAACAAGGAUUAUAAUAUCAUAGAAAACCUAAGGAGUAUUUUGCAUCACUUUUUAUUUUGUACAAAAGUUUAAACACUGUAAUGACACUUCUAGUACAUUAUGCAGUUUGAAAACGAAAGUAAUAUUAAUUAUAAUCUGUGUAUCUACACAUUAAUAAAAGUCAAUAAUUCCUUAUACAAUUACUGAACAUUUUUUACAAACGAAUACAAACGAACAUUACUUAGAAUGACUUGUAAAUACUAGCCAAUCUUUCCAUGCUAUUUGUUUUCGGAUUCAAAUAUUAAGUCAUUGCAUAUCACAUUAUUUUUUUUUUAAUGAUAAUUCUUAGGCGAUUUUAAAAUGUUUAGGUUUUGUAUGAUUUAAUUCUUGUAGCCAUCAACUGAAUUUAAUUUAUUUCACCAUAUUUUAUAUAUCUGUUUUAGAUAAUCUAAGACCUAGUAUAAAUAAUAUCUGCUUAUGCUGUAAAAAUCUUUAUUUUCAAUUAAACAUAUUAACUAAAUUUUAAUCCUGACAUAUUUUCAUUAUUUUCACAAGUUCACAUCUAUUAAAUAAAAUAUUAAAUGAUAGAUGCAAGCAACAUUGAGAUUAAAAAUUUGGUUUCAAUCCAGGUUUUUCAAUAAUUGAUUACAUAAGCGGUUAGUGUAUACGGUAAAGGCUUUAUGUCAUGUAACCAAAACGCGGACGCUUUGCAGAGACUCUACCUAUGAUGAAUCGAAGUAUUGAAAGUACUAAAUGCUAGACUUGUUUGAUGUGUGCCUAUUUUAAAACUGGGUGACAUAUUAUCUCUAUUUUAAACUAUCUUAGCGAUUGUACUGUUAAACAAAGCAAGCGUUUUAUUGAAUUUUGAGUUGAGUAGGGAAACGACAAAUCUAAUGACAACAAUUAAAUCUUUUACUGGAUCAGCACUUUGAAAGAAAAAACAUAUCGACAAAGUGAACAUGUCAGUACAUUACAGACGUUUCAAAACAUAUAAUCUUGACAUUUUUCAUAUUAGUGGAUGAAUGUAGUUUGAGCACAAAGGUAUUUAUGAUUAUUGCAAUAUCAAGCGAAAAGUGGUGGAAGCAAAAACUCGGGACAGAGU